AUGCAUGAAAUCAAAGAGCGCCAAGUACCGGUUGCCAUGGGAGCGUCUUUAAGAUGGGUCCCAUCACCUGUCCGAGAGCAGAAGUUUCUUGAAAAUACAAGAUGUGGGAGAGGACAAAUUGCUGGUCGAAGCUCAAAUAUACAGAUUCAGUCAAAGGGGUACAUUCAUAGGACACUGCAGCGAUGCAGGUUUCCAGACCUUACUCAUUUAUGGUUGGAGGAAUCUACCAGUGAGGCUGUAUGGGGGGUCAUAUGCAACUCAAUUUUUGGCUGCAACUGUUUGAAGGAUCACAAACAGUAAAUUCCACUAAUUCCCACAGAUCACAAAAAGUAUUACCCCUUUUUUUUUUUAUAUGAAAUGCAUAUAUAUUCACAGGUGUGUGAACUAAGGUGAGACAGUAAUGCCUACUAUAAUAUAUACUUUAGUAGUUCUUAUACACAAUAUUUGGAAGUUGGUUGAUAAGGAAGAGGUUAUGCAAUGGCUUUAAUGUUUCUUUGAAACUUUAGUUUCCACAGCCUUUUCACCAGUAUUAAUGUUUUUGUAGGUCAUUGCAUGAGUUGUUGCAGAUGUCAAAAUGGGUGAUUCAUACAUCAGUCAUUGCAUGAUUAUUGUUUGAUUCUGUAACUGGUUGUAUUGACAAUAUGGCGUCUGUGAGUUUGCAACUUUGCAUAGUAAAUUAGUGCCUCUUAAGAUGAUUGAUUUGGAGUAUCUGCGGCGACCAAAAUGUUUCCUUCUUUGCCAUAAGGAAAGAGGGCCAAGUUUGAAAUCUGAGGUGUGUUUUUACUUUUUUGCCCUCGAGGAGGUAAAAUACUUGAAGUAUGUUGUCAUUUACAAUGCCAAAGAAAUUUAUAAGUC
Messenger RNA from Ilex paraguariensis (yerba mate), 855 nucleotides. Lineage: Eukaryota; Viridiplantae; Streptophyta; Magnoliopsida; Aquifoliales; Aquifoliaceae. The record is from the annotation of a GenBank genome assembly.